CACGGACACAGAAGUGUCGUUAAGUGAAGCCAUUUUCUGAGUCGUCGAAAAAAUACAACAUUGUGAAAAGUAUUUCGUCAAUCGAAUUGUGAACCGAUAUUUUGUAGAAUUCUAGUGGUCUUAACAAAUUAUUGAUAUAUCUUUAUACUUGUGAAGUUUAUAAAUUAUCAAAAUGGUGGAUAAAAUAGAAAUGAGCUUGGAUGAUAUAAUAAAAUCUAACAAACCACGCCGAGGAGGUAACGCUGGUGGAAGAAGGGGCCGAGGAGGAGGACGGGGUGCCAAAAACGGUGGACAACCCAGAAGGAGUUUCAGAAAUUCUGGAUCGGCUGGCGGCUCUGGUGUUCAAAGAGGCAGGGGUCGUGGAGGAAUCGCUCGAUCCUACAAUCGGGGAGAUGUUAACAGUGCAUGGAAGCAUGAUCUUUUUGAAGGGUACGGACCAAGAAAAUUGUCCGGUGCCCGAGCAAUGGUCCAAGCAAAUAUGGGACCAACUAAACUUUUGGUCUCCAACUUGGACUUUGGAGUGUCAGACUCUGACAUUCAAGAACUUUUUGCUGAAUUUGGACCUCUUAAAAGUGCUGCAGUGCACUAUGACAGGUCAGCAAGAUCAUUAGGAACAGCCGAUGUAAUAUUUGAGAGAAGAAGUGAUGCCAUUAAAGCAAUGAAGCAAUACAAUGGUGUACCUUUGGAUGGUAGAGCUAUGAAUAUACAAUUGACCACAUCUGAGAUCCCUUCACCUAUAAGACGAAAUGGGCCUUCCCCUCAAAAGUUCCAAAGUAGGAGCCCUAGAAAUUCUGGAGGUGGCAGAGGACGAGGUAGCAAUAGAGGAGGACGACCAGGCAGAGGACGAACCCCAAGAACACAAAAAAAGCAGCCCACUGCUGAAGAGUUGGACGCUGAAUUGGAAGCAUAUACGAAAGAGAUGAAGUAGAUUGUUGUGUUUGUGCAUAAAGAAAACUUUUGACGAGAAAGUGAUUAACAGUUUCAUUUUACUUCUUAUUUAAGUUGAUUUUUAUCAAUAGUGAGUAUAUACUUAAACGAUUCUUGAUGCAGACUUUUGGAACAUUGUGCAUAUAAAUAAUGUUUGUAAAAAUUUUAUUAGGAAAGUAAAUGAUUAUUUAAGGUAA
This is a messenger RNA of Coccinella septempunctata (seven-spotted ladybird), 1124 nucleotides long. It is a transcript of the gene Ref1, whose product is annotated as THO complex subunit 4. The transcript is spliced from 3 exons. Bases 173 to 928 code for a protein of 251 amino acids. Gene Ontology annotation, cellular component: nucleus. Lineage: Eukaryota; Metazoa; Arthropoda; Insecta; Coleoptera; Coccinellidae. Gene Ontology annotation, biological process: mRNA export from nucleus. Gene Ontology annotation, molecular function: mRNA binding. The record is from RefSeq and is a predicted model, not a curated record.